Messenger RNA from Nicotiana tabacum (common tobacco), 3442 nucleotides. RefSeq names its product putative calcium-transporting ATPase 13, plasma membrane-type. Gene Ontology annotation, cellular component: intracellular membrane-bounded organelle; plasma membrane. The record is from RefSeq and is a predicted model, not a curated record. Lineage: Eukaryota; Viridiplantae; Streptophyta; Magnoliopsida; Solanales; Solanaceae. Gene Ontology annotation, molecular function: ATP binding; P-type calcium transporter activity; ATP hydrolysis activity. Gene Ontology annotation, biological process: calcium ion transmembrane transport.
UUUCAUCCAAAAUUUUUGUCCUUUUCUUGUUCCUCUAUAUCAUUCAACUAUAUUCCUAAAUUUCAUAAACUAAAGCUCUCUUUGUCGUACUCUUGGUCUAAACAUUUCCUCCAAACGCGAACAGUACUCACUCUUCCUCCUUAGUUGUAAUAGAUAUAUUGUCCAUGAUGUUUCAAGAAAACUUGCAUUACCUCUGCAUGAACAUUGCAAUUGAUUUGCCAGCAGAAGUUGAUGUCUCCAACAAAAAGAAAUGGCACUUAGCUUUUGCUACCAUCUAUUGUUCGAGAGCUUUCAAAAAUAAGACCAGCACAAAGGUACUAUCACCUGUCCUUAUGCCAUCCUACAGUCCAAGAAAAGUCCGCGUAUCAACCGAUACAAUAGCCAUUGAUGUAGUUCAAGAACAUCCUUUAUUCUCAGGCAUUGAUCAGUCAAGUCUAGCUAAGCUUGUCAAAGAUAAAAGUGCUGACAAGCUAGCUAAUCUUGGAGGUGUACACGGUGUUGCUACUUCUCUCAUAAGUGACACAACUAAUGGUAUAAAUGGAGAUUUAGAAGACGUUUCACGUAGACAUGAAGCUUUUGGAAGCAACACGUAUCCUAAGCCACCUACUAAAAGUUUCUUCAUCUUUGUCUGGGAAUCCUUCAAAGAUCCUACCAUCAUUAUUCUUUUGUUCUGCGCUGCUUUGUCUCUUGGAUUUGGAAUUAAGGAGCAUGGACCAAAAGAAGGAUGGUAUGAUGGAGGGAGUAUUUUCGUCGCUGUGUUUCUUGUCAUCGCUGUUUCGUCUAUCAGUAAUUUCAGACAAAACAGACAAUUUGAUAAGCUAUCCAAAGUUAGCAAAAAUAUUCCAGUAGAAGCUGUUAGAAAGGGGAGGCGCCAACAGAUAUCUAUAUUCGAAAUUGUGGUAGGAGAUGUCAUUUGCUUGAAGAUUGGAGAUCAAGUUCCUGCUGAUGGAAUUUUGGUAGAAGGUCAUUCUUUACAAGUAGAUGAAUCUAGCAUGACAGGUGAAAGUGAUCACGUCGAGAUUAACCUUAGCCAAAAUCCAUUCUUGAUUUCUGGCACUAAGGUUGUCGAUGGCUAUGGCAUGAUGCUUGUGACAUCGGUUGGCAUGAACACGACCUGGGGCGAAAUGAUGAGCGAAAUUAGCAGCGAUUCUAACGAGCAAACACCUCUUCAAGAGCGACUCAACAAGCUUACUUCAUCGAUAGGUAAAAUUGGAUUGCUAGUUGCUUUCUUAGUUCUUGUUGUCCUAUUGGUACGAUACUUUACCGGGAACACACGAGAUGAAAAUGGGAACAAAGAAUUCAACGGGAGCAAGACAUCAUCGGAUGAUGUGAUCAAUGCUGUGGUAGGAAUUGUUGCUGCUGCAGUUACAAUUGUUGUUGUGGCAAUUCCUGAGGGCUUGCCUUUAGCUGUUACACUUACUCUGGCUUAUUCGAUGAAGAGAAUGAUGGCAGAUCAGGCAAUGGUGAGGAAGCUCUCUGCUUGUGAGACCAUGGGCUCUGCCACCACAAUUUGUACAGACAAAACUGGUACUCUUACAUUAAAUAAGAUGACUGUCACAAAAUUUUUCUUAGGCAAAGAGCCCGUAAAGGCAAAAAGUCAGUCAUCAAUUUCAGCCAAAGUUCUUGAAUUAUUCCAUCAAGCGGUUGGAUUAAACACUACUGGUAGUGUUUUCAAGUCCUCCGAUUCAGGUUCAAGCUUUGAAUUCUCAGGCAGCCCAACUGAAAAAGCUAUUCUUUCAUGGGCUGUGCUGGACCUGAAUAUGGAUAUGGAUCAAGUCAAGAGAAAUUUCAACAUUCUUCACGUUGAAGCUUUCAAUUCAGAGAAAAAGAAGAGUGGGAUAAUAAUCAAGAACAUUACUGAUGGAACAAUUCAUGCACAUUGGAAAGGUGCUGCUGAAAUGAUUUCAAGAAUGUGCUCCCAUUACUACGAUGCAGAAGGGAACAUAAGAACUCUAGAGAAAUCAGAUAAGGAAGAAUGUGAUCAGAUAAUUGAAGGAAUGGCUGCUAGCAGCCUUCGAUGUAUCGCCUUUGCACACAAGCAAUUGCCAAAAACUGAGCAGGAGGAUCAUGAACAAAUACAUGGAAGUAUUCCAGACAACUCUUUCAUUCUUUUGGGCUUCAUCGGCCUAAAAGAUCCAUGUCGACCUUGUGUAAAGCAAGCUGUGGAAGAUUGCCAAAAUGCUGGUGUGAAUAUCAAGAUGAUCACUGGUGACAAUGUGUUCACUGCAAAAGCCAUAGCCACAGAAUGUGGGAUUCUUCAUCCCAAUUCUGAAGUAGAUGACGGAGCAGUCAUAGAAGGUGAGGAAUUUCGCAACUUAACAGAUGAAGAACGGAUGGAGAGAGUGGAAAAGAUUCGCGUAAUGGCAAGAUCAUCCCCUUUUGACAAACUUUUAAUGGUGCAGUGCUUGAGAAAGAAAGGUCAUGUGGUCGCGGUCACAGGUGAUGGCACGAAUGAUGCACCAGCUUUAAAGGAAGCUGAUAUAGGGCUUUCUAUGGGGAUUCAGGGCACUGAAGUGGCUAAAGAGAGUUCAGCUAUUGUCAUUUUGGACGAUAAUUUUGCUUCAGUUGUCACUGUUCUGAAAUGGGGAAGAUGUGUCUAUAACAACAUUCAGAAAUUCAUCCAAUUUCAGCUCACAGUUAAUGUGGCCGCACUUGUGAUCAAUUUUGUAGCAGCUGUUUUAGCUGGUGAGGUACCACUCACAGCAGUGCAAUUGCUAUGGGUAAAUUUGAUCAUGGACACAUUAGGGGCACUAGCACUUGCAACAGAGAAGCCAACCGCGGAACUCAUGAAGAAGCUACCAGUCGGUAGGACUGACCCACUUAUCACCAACAUUAUGUGGAGAAAUCUAAUGGCUCAGGCCUUAUAUCAGAUUGUUGUUCUAUUGACCUUACAAUUCAAAGGCGAAUCCAUCUUUGGUGUCAACAAGAGGGUAAACGACACUUUGAUUUUCAACACGUUUGUUCUUUGCCAAGUGUUCAACGAAUUUAAUGCACGAAAUCUGGAGAAGAAGAACGUUUUCGAGGGAAUACAUAAGAACAAGUUGUUUGUGGCAAUCAUUGGAAUAACUUUGGCUCUGCAAGUGGUGAUGGUGGAGUUUUUGAAGAAGUUUGCAGAUACAGAGAGAUUGAAUUGGGGGCAAUGGGGUAUCUGCAUUGGUUUGGCAGCUGCAUCUUGGCCAAUUGGUUGGCUAGUCAAGUGCAUAACUGUCCCAGAGAAGCCAUUUUUCAGUUAUCUCAGGUUGAAUUACUUGAAAGCCAUGUUUAAGUGAGUAGAUUUUGUUGUUUACUUUUUUUUCUUCUUUUUCGUAAGAUAGUUCCUUGCAGUAGUUAUAAUUUGUUAGUAUGACUGUAGUUGAUUAAAUGAUUGAUUGAUAUUGCAUUCCUUUAUUACUCACUACUUGUAUUUUCAUGUGUUAAUUUUUAAAUAAAGAGUUGUACAGAA